AUGUCCACCGCUUCUCCCCUCCACCACGGCCACGGCAAUGGCAGCUACGCCAACUCGCCCGCUCCCACCGGCGUGACCGGCCGAGACGCUGGCGUCGCCGCAGCUGCUGUUGCCGAUUCCGCUGUGCGUUCGGGCUCCGUACCUGCGUCGGCUUCCGGCAGCGCUCCUGGCUCGGCUUCGGGUUCCAUGUACGGCGAGGCACACACUCAGCAUCACACUGGCCACCACCACUACUCGGCUCACCACACUCACUCGCACGGCGCGCUCACCAGCCCGGUCAACGGUGGCCACAGCUCGAGCUGGUCGCCUUAUGGCUACCCUGCAGCCCCUGUCUACGGCGGCAGCCCAAGUCCCUAUGGCCACAACGCGUACUCUCAAUAUGCUAGCGGCUAUGGCUAUGCCAACGGUACCGCUCACCACGUUGCCACGGCUCCCACCACGCCUUCGGCCACCAGUACCGCCUAUCACACUGGCGUCAAUGGCAUGAUGAUGCAUCACGGACAGCACGCCGGUUAUGGCUACAGCAGCCACCAUCUCGGAUCGCACACGCCCACCCAUACCCACACCCACUCUUCGGCCUACUUUAUGAACGGCGACGGCGCCCACAGCCACCUCAACAGCUCGGCGCACCUCACUUCGCCCUCGUAUACCACCGCCCCCCAGUACUCGACCCAGCUCCCGCUGGCCGGACGACACCGUGUCACCACCACGCUGUGGGAGGACGAGGGUACGCUCUGCUUCCAGGUCGAUGCCCGUGGCGUGUGCGUGGCUCGUAGACACGACAACAACAUGAUCAACGGUACCAAGCUCCUCAACGUCUGCGGCAUGUCGCGUGGCAAGCGAGACGGAAUCCUCAAGAACGAAAAGGAACGAAUCGUUGUCAAGGUGGGCGCUAUGCACCUCAAGGGUGUCUGGAUCUCGUUUGCACGCGCCAAGCAGCUCGCCGAGCAGAACGGUAUCGCCGAUGCGCUCUAUCCUCUCUUUGAGCCUAACAUCCAGUCGUUCCUCUACCAUCCAGACAACUACCCUAGAACUGCUGCCGUCAUUGCUGCCGCUCAAGAGCGACAGGCUCAGCGUCAGCGAGCUCCCGGAGGUCAGCCUAGCCCGGGCGCCAACGGCACGUCGCAAGCACCUCCGCUCAUGCGCGCCAACACCACUCCAUCCAACGGCGACACGUCGACGUUCAGUAGUGGGCUGAGCAGCCUGGGCAGCUGGACCGGCUCGCACGACCAGGGCCACGCCUCGGCUCCCACUACCGCUCAACCCUCGCCCUCAUCGAUGCACAAUGGCGCCACUCAGAUGCACAUGAGCCUCUCAAACCACGGCACCGCGUCGCCCACAUACGCGCAGUCGCAACAGCAACAACAACAACAGCAGCAGCAGCAGCAACAGCAACAGCAACAGCAACAGCAGCAGCAGCAGCAGGCGUACCCCAUGACCGCAGCGCAGCAGUUGGCGCGACCUUCUGUGGGCGACCGACGUCAAUCGGCUCCGAUCUCGCUCAACAACAGCGUCGGCCAUGCUGAAAACCCGUAUGGCGCUACCAACCUUGGUGGUGCUGCUAACGGAGGAUUGGUGAACGGAGCUCGCAAGGUGUCUGGGUUGAAGCGUUCCUGGAACGAUGCCGACGACCUGAACGGUUCAGCUGCCGCUUCGCCUACCGAGCGUGACAUGCAGCGAAGUGGCAGCGGCGGCUCGAACGGCCUCAAGCUCGAUGGCGACGACUUGCACAGCCCGGAUAGCUCGGACGACCGGCUGGCCAAGAAGACGAGGGGCAUGCCUCAGCGCGGCGGUGGUGCUACCACUGCGAUGCCUUCUAUGUCCACCAACAUGCUCAUGGGUGUCGGCAACGGCAGCGGCAUCCACCAUGAGUAA
Messenger RNA from Mycosarcoma maydis (corn smut), 1875 nucleotides. RefSeq lists its product as uncharacterized. The coding region runs from base 1 to 1875 and encodes 624 amino acids. Gene Ontology annotation, biological process: positive regulation of transcription by RNA polymerase II. Gene Ontology annotation, cellular component: nucleus. Gene Ontology annotation, molecular function: DNA-binding transcription factor activity; sequence-specific DNA binding. The record is from RefSeq and is a predicted model, not a curated record. Lineage: Eukaryota; Fungi; Basidiomycota; Ustilaginomycetes; Ustilaginales. The transcript has a single exon.